Messenger RNA from Blastomyces dermatitidis ER-3, 2498 nucleotides. Its product is annotated as succinyl-CoA:3-ketoacid-coenzyme A transferase (ScoT). Gene Ontology annotation, molecular function: succinyl-CoA:3-oxo-acid CoA-transferase activity. The record is from RefSeq and is a predicted model, not a curated record. Gene Ontology annotation, biological process: ketone body catabolic process. Lineage: Eukaryota; Fungi; Ascomycota; Eurotiomycetes; Onygenales; Ajellomycetaceae. The coding region runs from base 632 to 2179 and encodes 515 amino acids. The transcript has 3 exons.
GCUCUUUGCCGACGCCAGCCAUUAACUAGUUAUUUAUUGUUAACUAACUUUACUCCGUAGUUUAACAUGUAAGAGCUUCUUCCGCUUCCGAGUGCCCGCCUCCCGCCCGCAGAGCCGUUACCACAGACGCCGUUAUUCAUCUGCUUCGCCGUGGAGGGGAAGGGAUAAUUAAAAUCGUUUAUCCAACGUGUAACCUCCAGAAGACAGAUUACCCCGCGCGUUGUUAUUAUCUUUCGUUGUUGCCGCCCGCCGCUGCUGCUCACGCCGUGCUAGUUUGCUUCGGCUUUGCUCUCCGCGCCUUGGUUUGGCAUAUGUGCUCCAUACCAUCGGGUCUAUGGCAAGCUGCGAAUCUUGCUAGUUGUCCUCCAGAUAUACUGAAAAUUCUCCCCGCGGGCCCCAUAGUCCGCCGCUAUUAUCUCCUCCGUGUCCACCGUUUAUGUUGAUUCCAGAGCCGGGCUGGGGCUUGUUGCAAGAGAGAAAAAGAGAAAAUAUUCAUCUCAACUUGACUUCUUACUCCUCUGCUGCUGUGUCACGUCCUUCCUGCUGCUAAACAUAUUGAGAAGGUAGAGAAGAGUAAGGAAUAGUAAGAACUAAUCGUGUUCAACUGCGUGGAGGGGCAUUUACACACACAAUGUCAUUCUAUCUGCGGGUUGCGCGGGGCUUCUCCAACCCCUCAAAGCACCAACAAUUCCUCGCCCGUGCCUUCUCGAGCACCCUCCGCCGAAAUGAAAUCAAUAAAGUCCUUCCCUCCGCUGCGGAGGCGAUUAAGGACAUGAAAUCCAAUUCCACACUCCUUGCCGGCGGGUUCGGCCUCUGUGGCGUACCGGAUACUUUAAUCGAAGCUGUACAUGCCAACAAGUCCAUCACCGGCUUAACCGCUGUCAGCAACAACGCCGGCGUCGACGGAGCCGGCCUGGGUUUGCUCCUAGGCAGCGGACAGAUCAAGAAGAUGGUCGCCAGCUACGUUGGAGAGAACAAGACCUUCGAACGCAUGUAUCUUGGCGGCCAGAUUGAGCUCGAAUUAACUCCCCAGGGAACCCUGGCGGAACGUUGCCGUGCCGGCGGUGCUGGGAUCCCGGCCUUCUUUACCCCCGCCGCAUUUGGAACCGUCGUCCAAACCGGCGACCUACCGCUAAAACACAACGCGGACGGCACCGUUGCCGCUUACGGUGCGCCCAGAGACGUCAAGGUCUUCGAUGGCAAGAGCUAUGUCAUGGAAGAAGCCAUCAAGGGAGACUAUGCGUUCGUCAAGGCCUGGAAGGCCGAUAAACUCGGCAACUGCCAGUUCCGCUUCGCCGCUGCAAACUUCAACGGUGCCAUGGGCCGCAAUGCGAAGAUGACCAUCGUUGAGGCUGAGAACAUCGUCGAAGUCGGUGAGAUCGACCCGGCCGCCGUGCACCUGCCGGGCAUCUACGUUAAGCGUGUCAUCAAGAGCACGGCGGAGAAGAAGAUUGAGAAAUUCACUUUCGCCAAGGAGGAUGGCGAGGGCGCGGAUUUGUCUGCGUUGGGUAAGGGGGACACUGCCAGUAAACGGGAGCGUAUCGUCCGCCGCGCCGCCAAGGAGUUCAAGAAUGGCAUGUAUGCGAACCUGGGCAUUGGGAUGCCCAUGCUUGCUCCUAGCUUUGUGGACCCGUCUAUUGAGGUGCAACUACAAUCUGAGAAUGGCAUUCUCGGGUUGGGCCCCUAUCCGAAGAAGGGCAUGGAGGACGCAGAUUUGAUCAACGCGGGCAAGGAGACGGUUACGCUCCUGCCUGGUGCGUCUUGCUUUGGUAGUGAGGAGUCGUUUGGCAUGAUCCGUUCUGGACGGAUUAAUCUGACGAUCUUGGGUGCUAUGCAAGUUAGUGCGAAGGGUGACUUGGCCAACUGGAUGCUCCCUGGCAAAAUCAAAGGCUUCGGCGGCGCCAUGGACCUCGUCUCCAACCCUAGCGCCACCAAAGUCGUCGUCACCAUGGAACACACCGAUAAGAAGGGCAACCCUAAGAUCCUCAAGCAGUGCGAGUUCCCGCUGACCGGCCGGGCGUGCGUGAGCCGCAUCAUCACCGAACUCUGCGUGUUUGAUGUCGAUUUCACAAACGGCCUGACGCUGAUUGAGCUUGCGGAUGGCGUGACGGUUGAUGAGGUGCGUGCGAAGACGGAGGCCCCGUUUAAGGUUGCGGAUGAGGUUAAGCCGAUGCUGUGAGUUGGGAGGGAGGUAGGAGAUGGAGAUGGGAAUGGGGGUUUUGAAUGUUGAACGAGUGGGUUAACUAUUUUGUUUUCGUUGGGUUUUAUAUAUCCAUUUACUGUUUGUCCUACUUUUUUUCUUUUGUUAUUUUUUUUUUUUUUUUUUUUUUUUUUUUUUUUUUUUUUUGGAUGGGUUUGCUUCAACUACAUAAGGAUAUAUCCAUAAAAGACGGCGUGCAUUUUCUUAUUUUAGUGUGAGAAUCGCAUAUUUUCAUAACCCACUAGAUAAUGAUUCAAUAUAUCAAUCCAAUGUAGUUCUUUUUCUAGAUAUCCUCAUA